Molecule: messenger RNA, 450 nt
Organism: Penicillium soppii
Lineage: Eukaryota; Fungi; Ascomycota; Eurotiomycetes; Eurotiales; Aspergillaceae
Exons: 2
Coding region: 1-450 (149 amino acids)
Source: RefSeq, a predicted model, not a curated record
AUGGUCAGUCUGAAGCCAAUACCAAGAAACCAAGCAACUGCCUCAUUCGAAGAUAACGAAUUGGGUAAAGUGACGAUUUCCCGCGAAAGAUUCGACAGUGCCAGCAACUGGAAGGACUUUCUAGAUGAUCACCGCGACGACGCAAGUCUCGUGGUGUACCUUGGAUUACAACGCAAAAGCGACCUUAGACAUUUCGCUCUAUCCUGGCCAGUCAUCAAAACCUGGAUGCGGGCUCCCCGUGAUCUAUCUGGUCUGGGGAAGGAAGCAGUCUUCCAGCUCAUCGAAGAGAGCGGAGAGUUGUCGAGCAUUGAGGAUCCGGAAGUAGUGUGGCCAAGUCACUCCAAAGAUUCCGAGCAAUCGGCCCUCCUGAAACAGGAACAUCGCAUGGCCUGGCAUCUGAUCAAAAUGUCCAAAGACAUAGCGGAAUACAUUCAGUCCAGUGAUGCGUAG